Molecule: messenger RNA, 4620 nt
Organism: Coregonus sp. 'balchen'
Lineage: Eukaryota; Metazoa; Chordata; Actinopteri; Salmoniformes; Salmonidae
Source: the annotation of a GenBank genome assembly
AUGGCGAGGCUUAGCGAGCAUGGGAUUCGUCUCAGUUCCGUAUGUAUUUUUAAAAUAAGUUAUUUACUGUACAGAAAACGGGUUAUAAGCUAUUGCAUUUGUAUUCGUUCUUAUAGGCUAGAUAGGUUGUUGACGUUUUGUUUUUAUUAUAAAGGAAAAUACUAAAUAUCGAAGUUGUUUUUUUGCAGAUGAGUCCGUCCUUCCUGAAUAGUAAUUCAACAAGUCAUACGUGGCCUUUCAGCGCAGUUGCAGAACUAAUAGGUAACAACAGAAAACUUUCAUUUUGAUACUUUCUGUGUUUUCAUUUCCCCUUCUGCUGAAGACAGGAACGUUGCAAAUGUUUGUGUGUAAAAACUUACUGGUGGCAUGGCUUCCGCGUAAUAAAAUACAAUAGACGCCUUGUCUGGGUCUGUGGUGAGCUCUCUUCAUCGACAGUCUGUCAUCCACCUGUUAAUUUCUCAUCGCAAUAUGUGUCACAUAUACUUAACUUUAGUUAUACUUAAGUUAUAAAAUGUAAAUAUAAUCAAGUGAAGUGCCAUAACUUACAGAGGAGAAAAAGUUCUGCAUACAGUAACUUUGACAUGACGUCAGGCAUGCAUAAAAUAUUUUCAUCAACGCAGUAACACCACUUGCAAUGUGCGUAAAAUAUGUUUUAUAUUCAUGUCUGUUUUUUAUCUAAAUUCGGUAGAUAUGUUUCAACCAAUCAGCGCUGAGAAGGCUCCACUCUGUGCAUGAUCAUUGGUUGGAAUAGACCAGUUGGUUCGUGCCGUGUGCAUUGUCUGUUGGUCACCUUCAAAUUUGUAGUAGCCUGCGAUUUGCAUACUUGGAAUAACCCGAGUGCGGUGCACCCUGGAGACUUGCAUUUGGUUAAGCAACGCAGUGCUUGACUUGGGCAGGAAGUCACCGUAGCUGAGUACCAGCAUCUCAAAUGUUCUACUGCUUGAGCUGGUCGCCUUAGAAUAUUAGCUCAAAAGUAUUGUGGAGCUCCUGCACCUGAAUAUAAACAGUACCGGCACCCAACAUGUGUACCUGCACCUAUUUUAGUCAAGCACUGAAUAUACAUACUGGGUGUGUUUUGAGCAAAUCAAUUUUGUCAAGGGUGUGUUUUGAGCAAAUCACUUUUGUCAAGGCGAUGGUCACUACCUUCCAAAGUGUGUUGCAUUAUGGGGAUACAAAUAGUCUGACUUGUACCUACAUGAUGACUGCAUGGACUUGACAAAAACCAUGUGAUCAAUGGUCAUGAAGUUUUGUCUGCAGUCGCCUGCAAAUUUCUGCAGUUGCUCUUAACCAACUUCAUCCUGCAGCCAUCACCUGAAUUGUGGGAGGCAAUUGUCAACUAAUCAUUAGGGUGUUUUUGUUUGACCCACACAAACGUGACCAAAGAAGUGACUAAAACAGGAACUAACUUUGCUACGAUUCAUGUAUAGUUGAAUGUGAUAUUUGAGGCUCUCUUUCACCAAUUUAUAGUACAAUGUACACACCUAUAUUUACUGCUUUUGAGUGUGUGAUAUGGGGAUUGGUGACGUGUUUAUUUUGACAUUACAAAGAAGCUUUUAGAAACCACAGCAACACUGCCAUGUUGCACCGAGCCUUCCUGUUGCAAAACCACAUCCUUGUCCGACUUUAGGCUGUCCCAGAUGCACCUCCCCCGACUUCACUCGUCCACUCAAAACAAGCCCAUUGUGUUGUAACUUUGAUUAAAGGCCCAAUGCAGCUGUUUUAUAUCAAUAUCAAAUCAUUUCUGGGUAACAAUUAAGUACCUUACUGUAACAGAUUUCCAUUCAAAUGGGCAAAAAUAGCUUUUUAGCAAAAAACUAUUUCUCAAGCAAGAAUUUUGCAAGGACUGUCUGGGAGUGGUCUGAGUGGGGAGAGAACUGAACUAACUGUUAUUGGCAGAGAGGUUUGGAGCUCUCUUUGUUAUUGGUCUAUUAACCAAUUUACCGCAUGGUGAUGUUUCAAGUACAGUGAAAUGCAUUUCUUGCAAACUCAAAACCCAACAAUGCAAUAAUCAAUAACAAUGUAAUACUAGAAGAAGAAAAAAAACACGAGAAAUAAGAAGAAAUAUGAAGAACACAAUAAGUAAGUAAGCAUACUAUAUACAGGGUCAGUUCCAAUACCAUAUUUACAUGUGCAGGGAUACUGGAGUGAUGGAGGUAAGGUGACUAUGCGACAAGUAGCCUAGCGGUUAAGAGCAUUGGGCCAGUAACCGAAAGGUUGCUGGUUCGAAUCCCCGAGCCGACUAGGUGAAAAAUCUGUUGAUGUGCCCUUGAGCAAGGCGCUUAACCCUAAUCGCUCCUGUAGGUCGCUCUGGAUAAGAGCAUCUUCUAAAUGUCAAAUGUGAAUAGGCAACAGGAUAUAAUAUAAACAGAGUAGCAGCAGCUUGUAUGUGAGUGGGUGUACGUGUGUGUAGAAUCAGUAUAAAUGUAUGUGCACAAUAUGAGUGAGUGUGAUUGUGUAGGGCCCUGUGAGUGUGCAUAGAGAGUGCAAAAACAAAAGGUCAAUAAAGAUACAAGGUUAACGCAAGUCUGUGUAGCUAUUUUGUUAGCUAUUUAUCAGUCUUAGCUAUUUUGUUAGCUAUUUAUCAGUCUUAUUGCUUGGGAUAUAAGCUAUUCAAGAGCCUGUUGGUGCCAGACUUGAUGCACCGGUAUCGCUUGCCGUGCAGAAACAAAGAGAAUAGUCUAUGGUUCGUGUGGUUGGAGUCUUUAAUGAUUUUCCUGGCCUUCCUACCACACCGCCUGAUAUAGAUGUCUUGGAUGGCAGGGAGCUCGGCCCCAGUGAUGUACUGGGCUGUCCGCACCACCCUCUGUAGCACCAUGCAAUCGAGGGCGGUGCUAUUGCCAUACCAGGCAGUGAUGCAGCCAGUCAAUAUGCUCUCAAUGGUACAGCUGUAGAACCUUUUCAGGAUUUGAGGGCCCAUGCCAAACUUUUUCAACUUCCUGAGGGGGAAGAGGCACUGUCGCGCCUUCUUCACGACUGCGUGUGUGUGUUUGGACCAUUUUAAGUCUUUAGUGAUUUGGACACCGAGGACUUUGAAGCUCUCGACCUGCCCGUUUCCUGUAGUCUACGAUCAGCUCCUUGGUCUUGCUGAUGUUGAGGGAGAGGUUGUUGCUCCGGCACCACACUGCCAGGUCACUGACCUCCUCCCUAUAGGCUGUCUCAUCGUCGCCGGUGAUCAGGCCUACCACCAUUGUGUUGUCAGCAAAGUUGAUGAUGGUGUUGCAGUCGUGGGUUACAGCAAAUACAGGAGGGGACUAAGCACACACCCCUGUGUUGAGGGUCAGCGUGGCAGAGGUGAUGUUGCCUACUCUCACCACCUGGGAUCGACCCGUCAAGAAGUCCAGGAUCCAGUUGCAGAGGGAGGUGUUCAGACCCAGAGUCCUAAGCUUGGUGACAAGCUUGGAGGGGACAAUGGUGUUGAAUGCUGAGCUGUAGUCAAUGAACAGCAUUCUCACAUACUGUAGGUAUUCCUCUUAUCUAGGUGGGUGAGGGCAGUGUGGAAAGCAAUUGAGAUUGCGUCAUCUAUGGAUCUGUUGGGGCAGUAUUCAAAUUGGAGUGGGUCUAGGGUGUCUGGGAUGAUGGAGGUAAUGUGUGCCAUAACCAGCCUCUCAAAGCACUUCCUGAUUACAGAAAUGUAGUCAUUGUGGCAUUAAGCCUUAGAGUUCUUGGGGAAAGGAAUGAUGGUGGUCAUCUUAAAACGUGGGGAUUACAGACUGGGACAAGGAGAGGUUGAAAAUGACAGUGAAUAUGCCUGCCAGCUGUUCCACGCAUGCUCUGAGAACACGCCCUGGAAUACCGCCGGGCCUUGCGGGUGUUGACCUGAUUUAAAGACCUUUCUCACGUCUGCCUCGGAGAGUGAGAUCACUCAAUCCUCUGGGUCGGUGACGGCCCUCACACAAUGUUGUUGUCAAAGCGUGCAUAAAAUGCAUUGAGUUCGUCUGGUAAGAGGCAUCGUUGGGCAGAUCAUGGUUGGAUCUUCCUUUUUAAUCCGUAAUGGACUAGCCCCUGCCACAUGCGGCGGGCGUUGAAGCCUGUGUAAUAUGAUUCCAGCUUAUUCCUAUAUGUCACCAUGGAAAGCCGAAACUCCCACCCAUACAAACUUGCUGAUUAGAAGGUCCUGUGUAGAUUGUAUUUUCGACCAGCAACUAUCAAGAAAUAACACUGAUCAAAUUUGUUAACACUUUUACAGUGUUAGUUUCAUUAGCUGUUGUACAAUAUGAUAUAAAACACAGGAAAAAUAUAAUUUUGACUGCACAGGGCCUUUUAAGAAUAGAAUAGAUAGCAGUUCACCUACUUCACACCAUCUGAUAGGCUAUACUAUCCAGAAGGGUUUCCUAAACUGGGUCCUGCAACACUUUUACAUAAUGCACACCCAUGCUUCAGGAUAAGUUGGUGAACUGAUUUUAAUAAUUACAGUACACCCAUGUCUAGACAGCGUUACUGUGAAGCACUGUGUGACUUUUACAACUUGUUCUACAACAGUUUUUCAUGUAGAAAGGGCUUUAUAGAUGCAUUUAAUGAUUGAUUGACUGAGUGACUUUGUGCUGUGUAGAUAAUGCAUCAGACCCGGGCGUGACAGCCAGGCAGAUCUGGAUAGAUGUGGUGGAGGAGCAGCAGCAGCUU